Molecule: messenger RNA, 919 nt
Organism: Aspergillus candidus
Lineage: Eukaryota; Fungi; Ascomycota; Eurotiomycetes; Eurotiales; Aspergillaceae
Product: GNAT family N-acetyltransferase
Exons: 1
Coding region: 28-750 (240 amino acids)
Molecular function (GO): protein N-terminal-serine acetyltransferase activity; protein-N-terminal-alanine acetyltransferase activity
Source: RefSeq, a predicted model, not a curated record
UACAUUCCAUCCCUCUACGUCCCUAAAAUGGCAGCCUCUCCUACGAUAGGCGAAAUCGUAUCCCUAUCUCGAGCCCAAUUGCCAAGCCCCAAGACAAGAUUACAAGGCCGGACCGUGACUCUCGAGAGACUCGGCCUGCAACAUGCCCCCGACCUCUUCGCCGUGAUCGGCGGGACCGAGCCAUCCAACACAUCUCUAUGGGACUUCAUGCCCGAUGGCCCAUAUCCCGACUACGAAGAAUUCGCAGCUACUAUAUCGCUUCGCGCCGAAAGCACUGACCCAUUAUUCUUCGCCGUCAUAGACACCAACAACACGACUGCCCACCGCGGCAAGGCAGUCGGCUAUCUAACCCUGAUGCGCAUCACGCCCGACCAUCUGUUCCUCGAAAUCGGCCACGUGAUGUUCUCCGCCGCGCUGCAGCGCACGACGGGCGUCACGGAAGCCGUCUAUCUCCUGGCGGAGCACGCAUUCCACGACCUCGGCUACCGCCGCGUGGAGUGGAAGUGCAAUGCGCUGCAUGUACGGUCGCGGCGUGCGGCGGAAAGGUUGGGCUUCGUGUAUGAGGGCACGUUCAGGCAGCAUAUGGUUGUUAAGGGGCGGAAUCGCGAUACGGCUUGGUUGGCGAUUCUGCGGGACGAUUGGGAGAGGCGGGAGAAGGGCGUGUUGGAGAAGUGGUUGGAUGAGGGGAAUUUUGAACAAGGUGCGCAGAAGAAGAGCUUGGAUGAGAUGCGGGCGGAUUGGGGUUCGUGAUGUCUUUCACUUACUGCCAGCUCAGGAUUGCUUGUUGCGUGGCGGGUUCGUCGCCCCUUUGGUUAUGUCAUGGAGCUGUACAUUGUCAUACUUACAUGUCCACACAUCUAUAUAUUUACAGCGCAAUAGAGCAGGUUAUAACAACCCCCCACCAAUCGCCCCCAAAUGC